UAUUUUUACGAAGCAUUUUAUAUGAAGUAUUUACGUCAUAUAAACCAUAUCUUUUUUCUCGGAAAAUUAUCAGAAUUAUGACAAUGACCGGAAAAAUUAGCGCUUAUCAGAGAUUAAUGUUGAAAAUCGCUUCGAUCCUGCCUGAAAAACUCCGCGUCGCGUUUUUGCAUCCCGUAGGUCCGACUACUAUAUUCUUCUGGGCACCGACGUUUAAAUGGGGUUUGGUGAUAGCAGGCAUAGGAGACAUUAAUCGACCUGCAGAUACGAUCUCUCUCAGUCAAACCGCGAGUCUUAUGGUUACGGGAGCUAUAUGGUCUAGGUAUUCGCUGGUAAUAAUACCCAAGAAUUACAAUCUGUUUAGCGUCAACAUGUUUACUUGUUGCACGGGAGCGUACAAUUUUGUCAGAGGAUUGUUAUAUCAAAUGCAGAAGAAGGAACAGUGAGAUGCCAAUGAAGGAUAUGGAAAUCGUGA
Nylanderia fulva is the source of this 472-nucleotide messenger RNA. RefSeq names its product mitochondrial pyruvate carrier 2. NCBI's taxonomy places the organism in Eukaryota, Metazoa, Arthropoda, Insecta, Hymenoptera, Formicidae. Gene Ontology annotation, biological process: pyruvate import into mitochondria. Gene Ontology annotation, cellular component: mitochondrial inner membrane. The record is from RefSeq and is a predicted model, not a curated record.